AUGGCAGGUGAUAUCACAUACGCAGACGUGGCAAUGCUACCGAGGGAGAGACCACACGUUCCUUCUCCGACAUCAGUUCCAGGAAACAUGAUCACAUACGCUGAGCUGCGCGUGAAGCCGAAACCCAAAGGGACCAGCAGAUCAGAGACUUCCGCUGCUGGCUGCCGACAUGGGUGCUCAGCCUGGUUCUACAUGACACUGGUCCUGGGAGUCCUUGUGCUCAUCCUGCUGGGCAUCGUAGCCAUACUAGCCAAGCAAUUUUUGAAGGGCAGAGCAGGAAAAUCUGAAAGUUUGUCCCUGUAUGAUCUAAAUAGCACCGGCAAUCACGUUUCUUCAGAGAAGACCGUCUCAGCGGGGGUCCUGAGAUGGCUGGUGGAGGAACUGUGUGAAGAUGGACAAGGAACAGUAUGUGAGUUGUGUCCCCCUGGGUGGCAGCUACACAGGGGGAGAUGUUACUACUUCUCCGAGGAGGCUGUAAGCUGGGAUGACAGCCAGAGAAACUGUCUGGCCAGGAAAUCCCAGCUUCUUGUCAUUGAAGAUGAAAUUGAGAUGGAGUUUAUAGACAAUAAAGAGAAAGAUACUAAGUAUAUCUGGAUUCAGUUGAAGAUUCAAGACAUGAAGAAACAAUGGAGUUCAGUGGAAGAUCCCAGAGUAAAAAUAAACAGGGUAACUAUAAAUAGAAUUGAGACUGACAAGAAUUGUGCUGUCUACAGAAGAAAAAACAUAUUCCAAGCAGAUAACUGCCAGACUUUAAAGAAGUGGAUCUGUAAGAAGAAUGCAACUUUGUUGGUGCUCUGA
This is a messenger RNA of Athene cunicularia (burrowing owl), 798 nucleotides long. RefSeq names its product killer cell lectin-like receptor subfamily F member 1. Bases 1 to 798 code for a protein of 265 amino acids. The record is from RefSeq and is a predicted model, not a curated record. The transcript is spliced from 7 exons. Lineage: Eukaryota; Metazoa; Chordata; Aves; Strigiformes; Strigidae.